AAUUUUAAUAUUCAUUCAGAUCCACAACAUAUAAAUAAAAUCAAAGCAUCUUUAAGGUACAAAAAUUGAAAUAAGUUUUUUAUAUUAAACACUAACUGAAAACAGGCUCAAACUAAGCGUGAUUUGUUUUUCGAUUUCCAAUGUAUAAAAAUUCAACACUCCAAAAUUCUUCGAUCGCAACAAAUUGACUGAAAGUUUCACUAAAAUGAUAAAUCCUGUAGCAUCGGAAGCAAUAUUCUCUGCGACGUAUGUCGACAAUUACAUUGAUUCCGUUGAGAACCUUCCUGACGAUGUCCAGAGGCACCUAUCACGAAUUCGUGAUAUCGACGUGCAAUAUCGAAGCCAUCUUCGAGAUGUUGACUACUAUUACGUGCAAUGGAAAAGCUUCACAACUUCCUCCGAAAAUUCUACCAAUCGAAGAGCACGAGCUAUGGCAAGAAUGCAACAGAGUCUCAUUUCCGCUCAAGAGCUGGGCGAUGAGAAAAUGCAGAUUGUAAAUCAACUCCAAGAAUUAAUUGACCAAAAAACUCGACAAUUAGACUCUGAUCAGAAGAACCUCGACUACGGAAAGGAAGAACAACUAAUGCAUGAUCUCCCACAAAAGGUAACAAGAACUCUAAGUCCCGUUCCCCUUCAAGCCACUAUUCCGUCGGCGAACAAAAAUGAAAGUGCGUUUGUAAAUGCAAUUAUAAGUAGUGGUUUGGUGGCAGGAGGACAGGGGUCGGGAAGCAAUACUCCCACUUCGUCUCUCCAAGCCCCAGAUCGCGCAAUAACAAACCACGGUGUAGGCGUUAGCAAUAUGAGCAAUUGCAAUGAUUCUCGCUCCAAUAAGCGAUCUCGACGACCCCGUAACGAAAACAACAACAGCAGCAGUGCCAUGGAACUCGGUGGGAACGAGUCAAACUCUGCUAAUGAAGGUGGUGGCCCAACUGGCCAUAAAUCCAGUGCAACGGGGCAAUCAUCAUCUUCGGGUGCUUCAGCUUCGCAAAAAAAGUCAUCUGGUCAAAACGCGGGCGCUGGUGGUGGAGGAGCAGGCGGAGGUACAAAUUCAAGUAACAGCAAAAAGAAGAAACGCAAAGCUCGCGGCCAGAGCAGUUCCCAAGCAAAUGCCCGAGACAAUCGAGAAGAUACUCCACCACCCGAUCCAAUUGAUCCAGAUGAACCGACUUACUGCCUCUGUGAUCAGAUUUCUUUCGGUGAAAUGAUACUCUGCGAUAAUGACUUGUGUCCAAUUGAGUGGUUCCAUUUCUCGUGCGUAUCUUUGGUAUCGAAACCAAAAGGCAAAUGGUAUUGUCCGAAUUGUAGAGGAGAUCGUCCAAACAUCAUGAAGCCUAAGGCCCAGUUUUUAAAAGAACUCGAACGUUACAACAAAGAAAAAGAAGAAAAAACUUAAUAUUUGUGAAACGGUUUAAAUUUAAGUUUUUUAUUCUUGUACUAAUGGAGUUUUUAUUUCUUUUUUAACUUAAAACAAAGGCUUUCCCUUGUUUUAUUUUUUCUUUCUACUAUGUUUUUCUUUUUUGAAUGGUUUUCUUAUAACAAGCACUUGGUAAAAACUUUUCGUGUUAGUGUAUUUUUUUCUUUUCUUUAUGUUAAAAAAAGGAAAUAUCAGAUGUAAAGAAAAGUUUAUUUAAUGCAAUAAAAACAUUUGUAUUAUAUGUACAGUUUAUGAUAAAAUAAAUAAUAAAUGUUUUAAACAAAA
Molecule: messenger RNA, 1699 nt
Organism: Eupeodes corollae
Lineage: Eukaryota; Metazoa; Arthropoda; Insecta; Diptera; Syrphidae
Product: inhibitor of growth protein 1
Exons: 3
Coding region: 206-1393 (395 amino acids)
Biological process (GO): positive regulation of DNA-templated transcription
Cellular component (GO): nucleus
Source: RefSeq, a predicted model, not a curated record